Acanthopagrus latus (yellowfin seabream) is the source of this 5229-nucleotide messenger RNA. It is a transcript of the gene smarcd3b, whose product is annotated as SWI/SNF related, matrix associated, actin dependent regulator of chromatin, subfamily d, member 3b. Gene Ontology annotation, cellular component: SWI/SNF complex; nucleus. The transcript has 16 exons. Lineage: Eukaryota; Metazoa; Chordata; Actinopteri; Spariformes; Sparidae. Bases 497 to 2011 code for a protein of 504 amino acids. Gene Ontology annotation, biological process: regulation of transcription by RNA polymerase II. The record is from RefSeq and is a predicted model, not a curated record.
CGCCUGCGCUCCUUGCUCCCCUCUCACCGAGCGGAGGCUUCACCAAUCCCUGGCUCUGGCUCCAUCCCCCGGCUCGGCGUCUCACAGGCCAGUGCUAAUAAGUCGCCUAGCUGUCCGGGUAAUGGGGAAGUGUUUGGGGGGAGACGCCGCUGUCUGAGGAAGCCGUGAGGAAGUUGAGGAGCGCAGGAGGAGAGGGGGAAGAAGAAGAAGAGCUCGCUUCUCCGCUGCGCGCCGCGCCGGACCGGACACCUCCACAAGAGACACAUCCUACAGUUGCUGUUGUUGAGUAGCCCUUAAAAAAAAAAAAAGAAAGAAAGAAAGAAAAAAAAGAAAGAGAGAAAAAAACAGAAAAAACAGAAAGCGCAUAGUGAUGGAGAGAAAGCCGAGGAGCUGAACCAGAAACUCCGUCUGGAGAAAGAUGCUUUGUCCCGAAACAAGCCCUGAAAUCCGACAUUGACCCGAAAAUUCCUUAUCUGCAGCUUCUUAGCGUCCUGGCAUGCCGUCUGGAGCGAGGAUGCCCCACCAGGGAGCUCCCAUGGGCCCCCCCGGCCCACCGUACGGAGGGAGCCCGGCGGUGCGGCCCGGCCUGCCCUCCCCGGUGAUGGAGCCCAGCCGUAAGAGGCCUGCCCCCUCCCAGCAGGUCCAGCAGCAGCAGCAGCAACAACAGCAGCAGCAGCAGCAGCAGGCCGUCCAGAACCGGGCCAGGAAGAAGCCAGUCGGAUUCCCGGGAGCCAAUGAGAUGCCGGCGAGGCAGAUGGACAUGAGAGAGCCCCAAUCAGAUCCCACGCUCGGAUCAAAUGCUAAGAGAAGGAAAAUGGCAGACAAGAUUCUUCCGCAAAGGAUCCGUGAGCUGGUCCCCGAGUCUCAGGCCUACAUGGAUCUGCUGGCGUUUGAGCGCAAACUGGACCAGACCAUCAUGCGCAAACGUGUGGACAUCCAGGAGGCGCUGAAGAGACCGAUGAAGCAGCAAAAGCGUAAACUGAGACUUUACAUAUCCAACACCUUCAACCCUGCCAGACCGGACGCUGAUGACUCAGACGGCAGCAUUGCAUCUUGGGAACUGCGAGUGGAGGGAAAGUUGCUGGAUGAUCCGGGGAAGCAGAAAAAGAAGUUCUCUUCGUUUUUUAAGAGCCUGGUGAUUGAGCUGGACAAAGACCUCUACGGUCCUGACAACCACCUGGUUGAGGACUGUCUGGGUGUGGUUCGGCCACAUUUGACUCACACUGCUGUCAACUGGCACCGCACGCCCACCACCCAGGAGACGGACGGCUUCCAGGUGAAGAGGCCGGGAGACGUGAGCGUGCGCUGCACUCUGCUGCUGAUGCUGGACUACCAGCCUCCCCAGUUUAAGCUGGACCCUCGCCUGGCUCGCCUGCUUGGCAUUCACACUCAGACCCGCUCCUGCAUCAUCCAGGCCCUCUGGCAGUACAUCAAGACCAACAAGCUGCAGGACUCCCAUGACAAGGAGUACAUCAACUGUGACAAGUACUUCCAACAGAUCUUUGACUGCCCUCGGCUGAAGUUCUCUGAGAUCCCUCAGCGCCUCACCAACCUCCUCUUACCCCCCGACCCCAUCGUCAUCAACCACGUCAUCAGCGUGGAUCCAAACGACCAGAAGAAGACGGCCUGCUACGACAUCGACGUGGAGGUGGAAGACCCCCUGAAGAGCCAGAUGAGCAGCUUCCUCCUCUCCACCGCCAACCAGCAGGAGAUCGCCUCGCUCGACAACAAGAUCCACGAGACCAUCGAGUCCAUCAACCAGCUGAAGAUCCAGAGGGACUUCAUGCUCAGUUUCUCCAGAGAUCCCAAGGGCUACAUCCAGGACUGGCUCAAAUCCCAGAGCCGAGACCUUAAGCUGAUGACAGACGUGGUGGGGAACCCUGAGGAGGAGAGGAGGGCGGCGUUUUACCACGAGCCCUGGUCCCAGGAGGCCGUCAGCCGCUAUUUCUACUGCAAGAUCCAGCAGAGGAGACAGGAGCUGGAACAGGCCUUAGCUGUGCGCAACACCUAAACCAAGACCCUCCUGAAUCUGUGCAACUGAUUUCAGAGCUGUGUUUGUGUGUGUGUGUGUGUGUGAGGCCAUCACUGUAGUCUGGUGAAACCUUCCACUUCUAAAAAUGUCAGUACUAAAAACAAAACAAAAAAAAGGCCUUUGUCUUUUUUUUUCUCAGAUGUUUGUGAAAUUAGAGGAGGUUUUCCCGCAUAUGUAUGGAAGCCUGAUCUUGACGCAAACACACACACACACACACACACACACACACACACACACACACACACACACACACACACACACACACACACUGCGUAUUAGCCCCGUCUCUGUGCAGGACUGCGAGGACAUCAUCAUUAAACCGCAUGUAUUCUCCUCCGGAAAGGUCGAGCGCUCAGACCACAGGCAUCCUCGGACUCGCCGCCUCAUGAACAGAACUUCCUCUUCCAAUCCGCGACUCUCUGCUUUGUAAAUACGUCAAGAGAAAACUCUGAACCCAACUGCUCACACGCACAUGCACACACACACACGCUGCUGUGUUGUGAGCGACAAAUGUAUCAAGAUGUAAUGCAGUGUCACACUCGAGCCUCGCAGCGCUCUGGAUGAGUCUUCAUUUUAUGUUUCCUUGUGUGUGUGUGUGUGUGUGUGUGUGUGUGUGUGUUUUCAUUUGUUCUCAUUAGGAGAGUGUUUUUAAAAGAUUAAUUACACCAGCAAAGUCAAGAUUACAGUGGGAGCCGUUGGGUUCCAGGGAAUCGUUGCUGUUUCAUUCAUUUUUCAGGUUUUCUGAGUGAAUCAAUCAGAAAUCAUCCAGUGUGUCUCAUACAGUAAUUUCUAACAACAGUAUUAGUGAACUUAAGUAUUACUAUUAUUAGUGGAGAUACAAUAGUGUUUUACUGAAGGAGAAACGAGUAUCGAUCCUCGUAAUAAUAAUAAUAAUAAUAAUAAUAAUAAUAAUAAUAAUAAUAGCUUUUUCCCUCCCUUAUUCAUAUAAGAAAUAUGCCUCCACAUGUCUAGACUCGUCGACUGAUUUGUUUUGUCAAAGUCGCUCACUGCCUCUUCCUUGUGUAGUGUGUGUGUGUUUUUAAAGCCUGUUAAAGGAUAAGUUCGCCCAAAAAAUGAAAAUUCGGUCAUCAUCUCCUCGUCGUCGAGUGAGCAGACGGAAGCUUUCAAGCAAAGCGCCGUCUGCAGCGUUCUCCUAAACAACUGAAGUCAAUGGGGACUCGUUUUGAAAUCCAAAAAAACAACCAAAAAAGAUGUAAAUAAAGCCUCAUUAAAGCAAAUGCUGGCGCUCUGGGCCUCUUGAACCUUUGAUUAUGACGUUUUAUAUUUAUUUGCAGUUGGUUUUUUAAUGUUCUAAAACAAGUCCCCAUCUGCUUCAGUUGAUCGGGAGAAUGCUGCAACAGCGUUUCGCCACGAAGCUUCAGAAAUGUUUUGUGGAUGACAAAACUUUUGUUUUCGUUAAUUUUCCAUUAACGACUGAAUUUUUAAAAAAAAACUUUUUGGAUGAACUGCUCUUUUUUAAUGUCCUGAAGGUGUUACCAAAGGUUGCAACGACAAGAAGAGAACAUGAUCACUGAAAUAGAAACGGGCACCAAAAAAAAAAGAAAGAAAAAGAAAUCCUCGCCUGGGUUUAAGAGAAACUGCAAAAAAAGAAAAGAAAAGAAAAAAAGGGGGGAAAUUUGAACCGUUCUGUGUUUUUUUAAAAAGAAUGUUUGCAGCCAAUUAAACCUUAACUAAGUUUAAAACUGUCUUGGCAAUUGAACGCUUGAACCCAGGUCUGGAGAAACGUGUCCAUUUCUACACUUUUUAUGUUACAUGAAGAAGAAGAAGAAUGAUUUUCUUUUCUAGAGAUGUGAAUGUAAAUAUGUUUUCAUCCCUUCAAAGAGGGCCAGCUGUACAGUAUACGACAGACUAUCUGUGUGUGUGUGUGUGUGUGUGUGUGUGUGUGUGUGUGUGUGUGUGUGUUUCUUUUUGGGGUGGAGGGAUGUGGGGAGGGAGGGGGAGUUACACGGUGCAGUAUGGGAGCUUUAUGAGUUUUAAAUUAGUAGAGCAGGAAUGUUAGUGUUCCUCUGUGUACUGUCUUGGGUCGGGCGGUUUAUUUUAGGUCCAUCCCUUAACUAUCGUGGGAGCUAGAAGCUGCAACAAAGAGAGACCUCCCUCGCUUUCACUCUCAGUAGCUGUAACACAUGUUAUAAUCAGCACCCAUCUCCUUUUACACCUGUUUUUAUUUUAUUUUAUUUUUUUAAGACUUGUAUGUAUAUGUUGUAAUGUCAGAUGGAGGAUUAUUUUCCCUCUGUCUGUCUCUCAGCAGUCAGUUUCUAGCUGGAACCUUUCUGUCUCUGGGUUUCUUUGCACUGUGCUGUAAUUGUUUGUCGGGACUCUCUUCUGUUAUCCCAGCAUACACACGAGAAAAAAAAAAAAGAAGAAGAAAAAAGCGAUUGGAACGAUUUUCACGAUGACCUAUGCAUGCUCCAUGGACGUUAAUUAAAACAUCUGAUUAUCUGACGAGACUGUGCGUGUAAAUACAAAAAUGCUGGCAGAGCAGUCUGAGCGACGAGCAAAAAGACUUUGUUGAAAUGCCUUCUGGAAAAACUUUUUUGCCAAAAAUGAUAUGCCCUACCAGCAACUAACUGUAGGUGUUAAUUUUUUUUUCCCUUUUUUUUUCUCUGAACUGUGUUUUUGUUACUAAGUUAUAUUAACUGCACUUGUUAGAGGAGAAACAGUAGUCAUUGGUAGUAUCUUUAGUCCUGUGUCUGACCUGGAGUGGUUUGUCUUUGUACGGCCGGGGCAUUCACGUUUGUUGUCAUACAGUCACUGAUUCACUUGCACCCUCUUGUGGAGGAAACUAGAAGCUGCGACUCCUGGGUGACCUCGGCUUUGAGGCGCCGCAGUUCAUGAGAAUAUCUGACAAAAAUGUUAACAAGACUACUGCGUCUCCUGUCACUAAGAGCCCUGACAUACUGUUGACACGUUUUUGUCCCGCUCCCUGCAUGUGUUUUGUGAAGAGUGGGAUCUGCUCUUUUUCCUCUCUGUUUACACUGUUGUCGGAGCGUCACCAACAGGGAGAUGAUAGUAUACAUAACACUGUAUAUCUGUAAAGAGCAAAAACUCGUUUGGUGAUUCUACAAAAAAAAAAGAAAAGAAAAGAAAAGAAAAAAGAAAAAAGGGAAAACAGCUGUGACAUUGCGAGACAGCCUGGAUGUAAAUAAAGAAGCGCUUGCCAAAGUUUGUAAAUGCCA